This is a messenger RNA of Pristis pectinata (smalltooth sawfish), 5062 nucleotides long. It is a transcript of the gene anln, whose product is annotated as anillin, actin binding protein. The coding region runs from base 160 to 3705 and encodes 1181 amino acids. Gene Ontology annotation, biological process: mitotic cytokinesis; septin ring organization; actomyosin contractile ring assembly. The transcript has 25 exons. Gene Ontology annotation, cellular component: actomyosin contractile ring. The record is from RefSeq and is a predicted model, not a curated record. Lineage: Eukaryota; Metazoa; Chordata; Chondrichthyes; Rhinopristiformes; Pristidae.
GCUUCCCGUCGUCCUUCAGUCUCGCGAUUGGAGGUUGCACCGUUGGCGGCGCCGAAUUUCAAAUUUUGAACCGUCGGCAGCAGCGUGAGGAGGGUGGAAGAGUCGGACCGACCGACUGAUCGGUGGGAGCUCGUCGGGUUGUCGUGUCACGCAGGCACCAUGGACCCGUUCACCGAGAAAUUACUUGAACGAACUCGGGCUCGACGAGAGAAUCUGCAGAAGAAAAUGGCUGAGAGGCCCACAAAAGCUGUUCGGCAAAUUGGAAAAAGAUCCAGGGACCCUUUGUCUGAGGCUAGCAACCAGCCAUUGGAAGCCACUGAGGAAGCAAAAAUAUCAACCAAACCUUCUCCAUCUAAAAAACGCUGUUCAGAUAAAAUGGAAACCCCAAUCCAAGAGGUAGAAAACAAGGAACCAAAAACUCCCAUGAUUGAAUCUGUUGCACAGUCUCCACCUGCCAUCAAUCCUGUUGCACAAUCUCCAUCUCUGAUUGCUACUGUUGCACAACCUUCAAGUCAACCUAGGCGAUUAACUAGGGAACAGGAAGAGCAGAAGGUGAACCAAGAUGCACUUCCAGUUACAUCCCUGAAGAAUCGAAUGCAAAAGCUGGCACAGCAGUUGCGUGAAUGGGACUCUGAAGGUAAUGAAAUUGAUUCGCCUGUAUCGCCUGCACAGUCAUGGAACUCCGUUUCACCUCCACCUCAGCAGACAGUAACUACUGUUGAGUCUAAAACUCCAGCUGGAAGGAGAGGACGGUUUGCAAAUCUUGCUGCAGCAAUUAACUCCUGGGACGAUGACUUGAGCCAUCCGAUCAUUAAGCAUAACAAGUCACCAGGACAGCCUGGUACUGCUUGUUUACCAGCUUCCUCUGUAACAAACAAAGCUCCAGCUACUAUUGAAAGCAGCAGUAUUAACCAGCACGCUGUAAUUUCCCCACAACGACCUCUAGAAAAUACAGUUAAUAAAACAACCUCUACUGCCUUGCAGGAAACAGUUCAGUCUAAUAUCCAUUUACCGAAGGUGAUUCCACCCACUUUAAGGAAAACUGAAGAGAAUAGGUCACCUUUACCUAAAGAGGCACUUGCCCAGCAUCAGCUCCAACCAGGUCCAAAGAAAACUGAGGAGGCCCAGUCAUUAGCAGCAAAAGUGAUCAUUUCCCAUUGUCAGAGCCAAUUUAGAGAUCAACCAAAAAAAGAUUCAACUGCUCAGGCUCAGCCUGGAGGCAAUCUGACCACUCCAGGUGGUUCAGGGGUCAAAUCUUUUCUGGAACGUUUUGGUGAGCGUUGUCAACAACACAGUGGGUCAAGUCCUGCUCCAUCCACUCCUGGACAGAGAACUCCCAAUGUUACUCCCAGCACAAAAGCAAUCCAGGAGCGGCUACUUAAACAGCAGGAGCUUUCCACUACAGCAAAUCUAACUCAGCAACUUAAACAGGAGCGUGAAAAAGAGCUGGCAAGUAUUCGCAAUCGGUUUCAGAGAAACAACUUGUGGAGUGCUGAUAAGAAAAGAGAAAAUUGCACCUCCAAUCUGCCUGAGGAUUCUAGUGAACCUCUCCUUAGGUCCUCUGAGCAGAACAGUGCAGAAGUUCACAGAACCCAGAUGAGUACUCUGCAGCAUUCACCUGAAUCAAUAUCAGAACCAAACACAAAGUCGCCACUUGAGUCUGCAUUAACAGGGGUGCAUGAACCUUCGUCUGUGAAAGUAUCUAGCGCAGAAUCUGCAGUUACUUCCAAAGAGCAAAAUGAGAGGGACGUGCCCAAUAAUCAUGCAAAAUUAAGCCCUUUCCAAAAGGUGUCCAUUGUUUCUGAGCAGCUGUAUAUUGCGGUAGAUAAAGGAGAAAAGGAGAAUAGUGAAAGAAGUACAUAUAAAGUUGAAAUGGUACGCGAGAUUGAGAUGAGUGUUGAUGAUGAUGAAGAGAUUAACAGUUCUGAGGUCAUUAAUGAACUGUUUGAUGGUGUUCUGGAAGAAGAAGAAGAAGAAGAAGAAGAUGAUGGUGAGAUGAAUGAGAAAAAGGUGUGCAACCAAGAAACUGAAAGUGAUCUAGAGGAGAAAAAUGAUGAGCUAAAUAUAUCCUCAAUGUCACUCCUUACGCCAUUGGCAGAAACAGUUGAUGCAGUCACAAAUCAAGAGAAGUAUGGUAAGCCUUCAAGCAAUGUGAAGGAGGGCAAAUGCCAGCUAGAAUCCAUAACCAGAGCAGAGUCAGCUGACAAUGUAGGAUCUUCAACUGAUGAUCACAAAUUGCUAUACAGUAUUGAUGCCUACAGGUCGCAAAGAAUUAAGACUAUUGAGCGUCCUUCAGUGAAGCAAGUCAUUGUCCGUAAAGAGGAUGUUUCUCAAAGACUUGAGGAAAAAAUUAAAGCAACUCCAAGUUCAAUUAGCAUAAAACAGAAGAUGAAGAAUCUGAACAAUGAAAUAAAUAUCCAGCAAAGUGUUAUCCACCAGGCAAGCCAGGCUUUAAACUGCUGUACAGAUGAAGAUCAUGGGAAAGGAUCUCAGCAGGAGGCCGAAGCCGAGAGGUUGCUACUGAUUGCUAGUGAAAAGAGGUUGGCACUUCUUGCUGAAUUAAACAAACUAAAAGGUGAAGGAGUGCCUGCUCAUAAGAGAGGUGGCCAUACAGCAAAAUCAACUGGUGACUUUGCUCCAUCUAGAGGCUGUAUUGCACUUUCAGAAAUCCGCCUUCCUUUAAAGGCAGACUUCAUCUGUUCAACAGCUCAGAAAACUGAUGUUACCAACUACUACUUUUUUAUGCUAAUUAAAGCAGGAGCUUUAAAUAUCGUGGCGACACCGUUGGCCUCCAUCCAAAAUGCACUAUGUGGCGAUGCAAUUAGUUUUCCCACAAAGUUCACUCUGCAAGACGUCUCAAAUGAUUUUGAAAUUGAGAUAGAAGUUUAUAGUCUGGCAUUGCACCGGGAAAGUGGCAUUACAGAUAAGAAGAAGAAACCUAAUAAAUCUAAGUUUCUGUGCAAAAUGUCUGCGCUUCAUCUGGGAGUAUUUCAUUACUUUCGAGAACUGAUUUGCUCUUUGGCCAUUACUCCAAAGAGGCUAUUGACUUCAAUUACAAAGAGCAACUUACACACACCAGCUUUGGUAAGUCCUGGAGGCCCCAAUGCAGUGCGCACCAGUAAUUUCAGCAUGGUUGGAUCCCACAAAUUCUCGCUCACUUCUGUAGGAAAUUCUAAAUUCCAACUGGAUAAGGUUCCCUUCUUGUCUCCUCUUGAAGGUCACAUAUGUGUAAAAUUGCAGUGCCAGGUUGGUUCCAUGAUUGAGGAGCGUGGAUUUUUGACCAUGUUUGAUGACGUUAGUGGUUUUGGAGCAUGGCAUCGACGCUGGUGUGUCUUAUCUGGAAAUUGCAUCUCAUACUGGACCUAUCCAGAUGAUGAAAAAUCCAAGCAUCCACUUGGCCGUGUAAACUUGGCUAAUUGUACUAGCAGAAGAAUAGAGCCAGCUAACCGUGAGUUCUGUGCUCGACCCCACACAUUUGAACUCAUCACUGUAAGGCCUCAGCGAGAAGAUGAUCGAGAGACACUUGUUAGUCAAUGCAAGAACACUCUCUGCGUCACCAAAAACUGGCUGUCUGCUGAUACCAAGGAUGAACGCAAUCUCUGGAUGCAAAAGCUGAACAGAGCUUUAGUUGAUCUGCGGACCUGGCAACCAGAUGCCUGCUACGCGCCUCAUAUCCUGUUGAAGGAGACUGAAGACCGUUAUUAACCAGGUUUAUUUACGACUUAAUCUCUCAUCCUGCAAUGGAAUGAGUAUUGAACAAGUGCAAAUAUGUAAUGAAACUUUUUGUAUCUUAUAUGUUACUGAAUAGUCAGGGCACUGGCAAAAAAAAGUGUUUGAAGAAAAUCUUUUUAAGCAAAGGUGUACAGAUUAGUCCAGCAGCAACAUUAUUAGGUGAGAGGGAAGAUAGCAAAUCAUUUUGGAGAACCCUGACUAUCUAAUAAUGUUUCAUGAAAAUCAUCAUUGCCUUGAACUUAUUCUUUCAUGAUUGAAAAGGUAUUCCAAACUUCUCUUGAAGACCUGAUCAUAUCUGCAGGAGUACCUUUCAUGAGUGGGAUUUUGCCUUAUACAGUUUGGCUUUGAGAUUACUUUUAAGAAACUACAGAUAGCAACUAUUUGUUGGUAAGUGGAGAUGGAGUUAGGAACCAAAACGAUUAGAUCUACAUGGAUUGUUAAUUGUGCUGCUGCUCUUCAUCAGCCAACGCUUGUCUUUAAGGGUGAUUAUAGGUCUUACCCUAAUCCCUCCUCCAUGGGGAACAUCCCCCAUUUAUUAGUCCAUCCAAGAGCUUAGCAAAGUUUACACACAAGGUCUAUUUGUGCUGUCGUCAAGACUUCCAAGGUUGUUGCCCUGGCCCAUGGAUUGAUUCCUGAAAAUGUCACGUUGAAAUAUACAAACAGACGUUUGUGUAGACUGCAGUUUGAUGCACGAGAGGUACCAGAACACACUAUGCAAUAAUGUCUUUCUAAUUAUGCUGCUAUAUAUUACCUGCUUGAUGCUUUCAGGCUAUGACAUUAACUUUAUCAAAAAAAAACUUUAAUAUGAUUUAACCUAAAAGGAAUUGGAUGGACAUUUUUUUUGGAGAGUUUGAUUAAAUUCCAACAUUUGUAAAUGUUUAUUUUGAGCAUCAUUGUUGAUUCUUUUAAUCUAGUUUUUUAAAACUAUGUCCAGGCCUGUUUUUUGUUCUUUGCCUUUUAAUUAAGCUAUUUUGUACAAUAAUGUGAACUGCAGUUGUAAGAAUUUUAAGUUGGAUAAUUCUUGGUUAUGCUGAUAACUGGCAUAAAAAGAUUUUGAACCCAAAUAUAUGAUGCCAUCAUAGAAUGUAUUGAAAAUUGUUCACAGUUAUUUUCCCAUACAUUUUUUUUACAGAUUUAAGCAGAUGUGCCAAAUAAUUAUUGUAAUCUCACACUAACUUGUAUUAAAUGGAAAAAUAUACUUUGUUCUUCUGUCCUCCAUCUUUGUACUGUCUUUUCAACUGUGCUAUUUUAUUUAGUUCCUUUUAAUGUAUUAUUGUAAAACUUUCUUAUGCAAGUUGUCUAAAAUAAACUGCUUCGAAAUGGAAAACCA